Cervus elaphus (red deer) is the source of this 1926-nucleotide messenger RNA. RefSeq names its product transformer 2 alpha homolog (gene TRA2A). Gene Ontology annotation, molecular function: RNA binding. The transcript has 10 exons. Gene Ontology annotation, biological process: positive regulation of mRNA splicing, via spliceosome. The record is from RefSeq and is a predicted model, not a curated record. Gene Ontology annotation, cellular component: spliceosomal complex. Lineage: Eukaryota; Metazoa; Chordata; Mammalia; Artiodactyla; Cervidae. Bases 886 to 1428 code for a protein of 180 amino acids.
AGAAGGUUUCUGGCGGUGCCGGCGCCAUUUUGCCGGAGCCUGCGACCGAGUGGGAGUGGAGUGGAGCGGCCGUUGUUGCCGACUCUUUCCUCCUCCCCACGGUCCAGUCAGCGGGUUGAUUAGGCCAUCGGCCCUCAAGCCGAGACUUGUCUCUUAUUUAGUUCUGGGGAGCGCCUGGCCGACAUGAGUGAUGUAGAGGAGAACAACUUCGAGGGCAGAUGAGCGGCCGCGUCUCUGUUGGAACCGGCAGCGUUGCGUCUAUAAAGGCGAAAGCCUUGAGGUUGAAGGUGGGACGAGCCUAAUGAAGUGGUUAAUGUUCGUGAAGAAAUUGAAGAGUUUUUUCCAAGAAUGUGGAAGAUAAAUCAAGAUAAAAGAAGGCUAAUGAAAAGUAUUAAAGAUCAGAAAAUUAAAAUUGAAUGGGGGAAAAAAUUGAACAGAAGAUUGGUCAGAUAGAAGCCCUUGAAUAUUUUUUUUAAGGCUAUUUUGAAUUGUUUUGGGGAAGAAUACACGAAGUAUGAAAAAUGAAAAACUCAAUGAAGAAUGAAGAGAAGUAGAAAGCAAGAGUGAAGUAGAAUUAAAAGAAUCUGGAAGAAUGAAUGGGUCCUAGGUUAAGUAAAUGAGUCUCGCUCUCAGUCAAAAUCUCCAACGGGAACUCCUGCUCGUGUAAAAUCGGAGAGCAGGUCAGGAUCUCGUAGUCCGUCAAGGGUUUCCAAACACUCUGAAUCCCAUUCUCGAUCAAGAUCAAAAUCCAGGUCGAGGUCAAGGAGGCAUUCUCAUAGACGUUACACUCGAUCCCGAUCCCAUUCUCACUCUCAUAGGAGACGGUCUCGAAGUAGGUCAUACACACCAGAAUACCGGCGUCGAAGGAGCCGAAGUCAUUCUCCAAUGUCUAACCGGAGAAGACAUACAGGCAGCAGGGCGAAUCCUGAUCCCAAUACUUGUCUAGGAGUGUUUGGCCUCAGUUUGUACACAACAGAGAGAGAUCUUCGCGAAGUAUUUUCUCGAUAUGGACCGUUGAGUGGUGUCAAUGUGGUUUAUGACCAGCGAACUGGACGGUCACGAGGAUUUGCUUUUGUUUAUUUCGAGAGAAUAGAUGACUCAAAGGAGGCUAUGGAAAGGGCAAAUGGAAUGGAACUGGAUGGUAGAAGAAUUCGGGUGGAUUAUUCUAUCACCAAGAGAGCACACACACCAACACCAGGCAUAUACAUGGGCAGACCAACUCACAGUGGUGGUGGCGGCGGCGGCGGCGGCGGAGGAGGUGGAGGAGGUGGCAGACGUCGAGAUUCUUACUAUGAUCGAGGGUAUGAUCGUGGGUACGACAGAUACGAAGACUAUGAUUACCGGUACAGAAGAAGAUCACCUUCUCCUUAUUACAGUCGAUACAGAUCACGAUCAAGAUCUCGAUCCUACAGCCCAAGACGCUAUUAAUAAGCAGAGCGGUUGCAGUUGAGGACAUCUUUUUGUCUUUUUUAAAUUCUGGACUUCGCCAAGCUUCUAAUCCUUCCUACUCCUCAAAAAGAACCCUUAAAGAAUCUUUGGUUUGUUUAGCAUCUACACUUUGUCAAUUGUAUUGCUAUUUUCCACCCCUUUUAUUAUAUUCUUAAAGAUGUAAUUGUCAUUUUUGAGUAGUUAAACAUCUUGAGUAAAAAAGGAACCCCCAGUGUUAUGCUUUGUAAAUGAUUUUUUGUUUGUUUUUUGCUUUUAUGGGAAAUUCACUCCUAGCUUAUCAAAAUGAGGAAAGAAAUGAUCUUUUUAAAGCUUCUUUUGUGUUAGAUAUUGUAUUAGACAUUGUAUUAGAGGUCUGCAUUUACUACAAACUCCUUUUUUAACUUUCUUUUGGGGAAGUUAGUAGUAGUUCAGUCAGGUCAAGUGUGUCUGGGGUGGCAUGGAACAGUCAAAUAGUUGAGUGUAGAAAGUUUGAAGCUA